AUUUUCAGCUGUUUAUGUCUGUGGUUCGCAUUUGUAAAAUACAAGAAGCUUAUACAAAACACGUAAAAUAUAUUGAAUCGAGUGGAAUGCCAUGAAUAAAUAAUAUUAAAAAGCAUAAGUAACUAAACAAAUAUAUAAAAACUUCAAUACAUUUGUAGUAUACUUUUAUGUGAAUAAAAAAUGGGAGAUAAAUCAACUCCACUUUUAGCUGUUCUUCAACUUCUACGGAAGUAUGACUUGAAGGGUACUGAAGAAAUUUUAAGAAAAGAAGCUAAUUUAGGUGACGCCGAGUAUGAAAAUUUAGAUUUACCCGAAGUUGAACUUGCUAGUAUUCUAACAGCACAUCAUACUGAAAGUGACCCUUAUAGUUACGAAUUUGCAUACGAAAGUCUGAAAAAAUUUGUCGAAAAUUCUUUGGACGUAUACAAGUAUGAACUUUCAACAUUCCUGUAUCCAGUAUUUGUUCACAUGUAUUUAAUCCUUAUAUUAUAUGAUCACAAAGAACAUGCGGUUAAAUUUCUGGAUAAAUUUGGUCCAGAACAAGAAGAUUAUUAUCAGGAGGACCUUAAACGGUUGGCAAUGGUCGAAAAUAAAGAACAAAUAAAGGGCAAUGAAUUAGCAGAGAUAUACAACUCUAAUAAGUUCCAAGUUCAACUGUCUAGAGAUGCAUCUACGCAGUUAAAAAGAUAUUUACAUGAACAAAAAAGUUCUCCUGUUAUUAUAAAUAUUAUUAAUAACCACAUUCAGAUUGACAUUCAUGAUGGUCCAGGUCGGACGCAAGCUCAAGUAAAAUCGACUAUAGGUGGACUAUUGGGAGAAGCUUCAAGAAAUGAUAACCGUACAAAAGUUUACUACGGGCUUCUUAAAGAGCCUGAUAUUCAAGUGCUUCCUCCUCCUGUUGAAGACGAAGAUGAAGCUGAUGAAACUCCAGAUAAACCAAAAAAGAAAAAGGCUAAAAAAGAUAAUAUAUUUAUGAAAAAACCCAAAUCUGACCCUAAUGCUCCUCCCAAUGACAGAAUACCAUUACCAGAAUUAAAAGAAACGGAUAAAAUAGAAAAAGGUAAAGCUAUUAGAGAAGCUUCAAAACGUGUGCCACUGGGCCCUGACAGCCUGCCUUCUAUUUGCUUCUACACACUACUAAAUAGUGGCCAAACAGCUAUUUGUGCGGAUAUCUGUGAUGAUUCCACGUUACUCGCUGUAGGCUUUAACAAUUCUUCUAUUAAGGUUUGGACAUUAACUACAAAUAGAUUGCGUGGUAUGAAGUCAGCAGAUAAAUUACAAGAUAUUGAUAGAGAAGCAGGUGAUGUUUUGGUGAGGAUGAUGGAAGAAAAAGAUAGAGAUACAUGUCGUACACUAUUUGGACACUCUGGUCCGGUGUAUAAAGUUGCCUUUGAUCCAUUUAAAACUAUGCUGUUGUCCUGCUCUGAAGAUUCUACUGUAAGACUAUGGUCUCUUCAGUGCUGGACAUGCCUAGUAGUGUAUCGCGGGCAUGUGUGGCCGGUGUGGGACGUGCGCUGGUCCCCCUACGGCCACUAUUUUGCGUCAGGCGGCCACGACCGCACAGCUCGCCUCUGGGCGACUGACCAUCAUCAGCCUCUCAGAAUAUUUGCCGGUCACCAUUCUGAUGUUGAUUGUAUACAAUUUCACCCAAAUUCAAAUUACAUUGCCACUGGAUCCAGUGAUCGCACUGUCAGAGUUUGGGACUGUUUAACAGGGUCACAAGUUCGAAUAAUGACUGGUCACAAAUCAACACCAUUCACAUUAGCCUUUUCCACAUGUGGAAGAUGGCUGGCCUCAGGUGCUGGGAGUGGAGAAAUAGUUGUGUGGGACAUCUCGACUGGCUUGCCUACAGCAACGUUACCACCAAUGCAUGUGGCGCCUGUACAUGCGUUAGCUUUUAGCCGUGAUGGAACCCUAUUAUGUUCUGGUUCCUUAGACUCUACUAUCAAACUUUGGGAUUUUAGCUUAAUAACAGAUGAAAACACAUCUGAUGAAGGAGGGGCUAACAAUGCAACACAAAAAGAAGAAAAAUUCUUGCUACGAUCUUUUGCAACAAAAAAUUCGCCUAUUAAAAAUUUACAUUUUACUAGACGAAACUUAUUGUUAGCUGUUGGAUCAUAUGAAGGAAGUUCAUAAAUUGUUUUAUUACAAAAUGCUUUUAUUAAAUAAACAUAGUUAAAUAUCAUAAUA
Melitaea cinxia (Glanville fritillary) is the source of this 2190-nucleotide messenger RNA. It is a transcript of the gene Taf5, whose product is annotated as transcription initiation factor TFIID subunit 5. The transcript is spliced from 12 exons. The record is from RefSeq and is a predicted model, not a curated record. Gene Ontology annotation, cellular component: transcription factor TFIID complex. Gene Ontology annotation, biological process: transcription initiation at RNA polymerase II promoter. The coding region runs from base 181 to 2136 and encodes 651 amino acids. Lineage: Eukaryota; Metazoa; Arthropoda; Insecta; Lepidoptera; Nymphalidae. Gene Ontology annotation, molecular function: protein binding; RNA polymerase II general transcription initiation factor activity.